UACUGCACUGUUGGAGCGAGAAACACAAGCAUUUCGUAACAUCUGCUAAACAUGUGACCAAUAACAUUUCAUUUGACAUAAUGUUAGCAGUGUGAUUACUUUAAAGUUCAGGGUUAGAUUUAAAAUCUGAUUUAAAAAAAAGAUACAUUGUAGAAAUAGGCGGGGUUUAGCCAUAAUUAUGACUUGUUGUAAGUAGUGACGUCCCUUUCACUUCGCCGCUUCCUCUUUUCUCUAAUGAGCACAGUAAAGCAGGCCGAAAUGGCUCCUACAAAAAGUUUAGGGCUUGUCAAUUUGAACAACAGCCAACAAAUCACUGCGAAAUACAUCGGGAGUACAAAACCCGAACAUCAAUGGCAGAAAAUAUGAUCAUCAGGGUUCAGUCCCCGAACGGAAUGAAGAAGAUCCCUGCCACCAAGAAGGAGACAGCAGCCGCUUUCCUCAAUAAGGUGGGCAAAGAGUUUGGAUUCCCCUCCAACGGCUUCACCAUCUUCCUGAACCGUAACAAGACUGACGAGAUCCAGUCCCAGAAUAAGACCCUCAGCCUGCUGAAGAUAAAACAUGGAGACAUGCUCUACCUAUACCCCUCGGGCUCCCCGGCAGGAGAGACCAUGGACCUGGCCACGCCUCACUCGUCAUCACUACCCUCUACCUCCCAUUCGUCCUCUUCAUCAUCGUCCGUGAUGUCACGCUCCCACUCGGCGCCCCAAAUCUCAGAGGACGAGAUCGACCAGUACCUGGCCAAGCAGGAGGGAAAGAUCUACAGGAAUAAAGAUCCACAGCUGUGUCGACAUGGAUCGAUGGGAAAGUGCGUGCACUGUGUGCCCCUCGAGCCUUUUGACGAAGAGUACCUGAGUCAUCUAGAGCCACCUGUCAAACACAUGUCAUUCCAUGCCUACAUCCGCAAGCUGACAGGAGGCGCUGACAAAGGGAAGUUUGUGGCCCUGGAGAACAUCAGCUGUAAGAUCAAGUCGGGCUGUGAGGGCCACCCUCCCUGGCCAGAGGGGAUCUGCACCAAGUGCCAGCCCAGCGCCAUCACCCUCAAUAGACAAAAAUACAGACAUAUAGACAACAUCAUGUUUGAGAACCACACCAUCGCAGACCGUUUCCUGGACUUCUGGAGGAAGACGGGCAGCCAGAGGAUGGGCUACCUGUACGGCAGGUACACGGAGCACAAAGACAUCCCUCUGGCCAUCAGAGCAGAGGUUGCUGCCAUCUACGAACCCCCGCAGAUUGCCACCCAGAACAGUCUUGAGCUGGUAGAGGACCCUAAAGCUGCAGCUGUGGAGGAGAUCGCAGCCAAGCUGGGCCUGCGCAAGGUGGGGUGGAUCUUCACUGACCUUCUCUCUGAGGACACCAGGAUAGGCACGGUCAAAUACACCAGGAACAAGGACUCGUACUUCCUAAGUGCGGAGGAGUGCAUCACGGCUGGACACUUCCAGAACCAACAGUGUAACCCCUGCAGACUCUCACCCGACGGACACUUUGGGUCCAAGUUUAUCACUGUGGUGGCCACAGGUGGUCCUGAUAACCAGGUGCACUUUGAGGGUUACCAGGUGUCUAACCAGUGCAUGGCCCUGGUCAGAGAUGAGUGUCUACUGCCCUGCCGAGACGCCCCUGAGCUGGGCUACGCUAAAGAGUCCAGCACAGAGCAGUACGUACCAGACGUCUUCUACAAGGACAAAGAUAAAUUUGGCAAUGACAUCACAUAUUUAGCCCGGCCCCUUCCUGUGGAGUACCUUAUCAUAGAUAUAACCACCACCUUCCCCAAGGACCCCCAGUACACCUUCAGCUCCACACCACGCUUUCCCAUAGAGAACAGAGACAUCCUGGGAGAGACACAGGAUUUCCACAGUUUAGCUACGUACCUGUCCCAGUGCACCUCGACUGUAUUCCUGGACAUGGUGUCUGACUUCCACCUGCUCCUCUUCCUGGUCACCAACGAGGUCAUGCCUCUCAGAGACAGCAUUGGUCUGCUGUUGGACGCUGUGAAGACGAAAGACGAGGAGCUGGCUCAGACCUGGAAGAAGUCUGAGCAGUGGGCCACUAUCGAGCAGCUGUGCAGCACGGUGGGUGGGCAGUCAUCGGGCCCUCAGGAGUACGGGGCCAUGGGCGGCGGCCCCUCUACCCCAGCAUCCUCCUCAUCGAUGUGGUCCUGUCUCCACUGCACCUUUAUGAACCAACCAGGCACAGAGCUCUGUGAGAUGUGCAGCCUGCCGAGGGGUUAAACCCCACCCCUGCCCUGGCCCCCGUGUUUCCCAAACACCUCUACCCACCUGCUUCCCUUAUCCACCAACGACUUCGCACCGGGAUUGGAUACUGCAAACAGCUGCGUGAUUGGAUGUCUCCUCUUGGCCCCUGCCCCCCCCUUGUCCAUUCAAUCUCAGACUGCUGUGGGGUUGACAAGCGCAAAACGAUGGUAUUUGUUUACACCAAAUCAAAUGAUUUAACAAAUAAUGACUGUGCUCUCAUCUCUUUCACACGCUCUCUGCCGUGGCCCCUGACUGAGACUGGCUGGGACAUGUUUAGCUGAAAGCACUAUGGCAACUAGGCUUCUUCCCUCUUCCUCCCCACGGUUCCUCACGUUCCUCCAUGACCUGCCGCCAAUAAAUGUUGCUGUGCUUCAGGGACAUCAGCAAAGGAAAGCCUCAAUCAUUUUAAGUUAUAUGUCACUCACACCGACCGGCGCACCCUCUCGCGACUUAUUCUGGAAAGUCUGUGUAAAUAAUAUACAUUCCUUGAGGAAGGAUUGAUUGCUGUUUUAUUUAAUUGCACAUGAAGCGUUUUGUUUUCCUGAUUGUAGCUACAGUAGAUAUCGGGUGUGUUUUUCUCAUUUCUCCCAAGAGUUAUCAGACGCUGACGGUCUAUCCAGAAGAUCUCUUGAUUGGCCCAAACCUCUUCACAGAGUUAUACAAUUAACCUAUCAGGCACUAUCAUAAACCUAGCUGUUUUAUUUGAGUGUUUUGUAUUGCAGUAGUGAUGUGUUCUCGGUUGCUCAGGCACUUUCCCCUAAGUUGAUGCCCUGCCCUCAGGAGUAAGUUUGGAGUGAUGGUCCUGGCAUUUAAUGAAGCCAUUCAAUUUUGGGUUAUUUGUUAAGUUUGAUAAAGUUUUGAAGCUUAUAGUACGCCAUGUUUGUUUUGUUGGCAGCUUUGAGGUGCUUGCUUACUGGGUUAGCUACCAACACUGCAUCUCUCUCUUUCUCUCCUUCCCUGUCUUGCAUCAGUUCUCCUCUUUCGACUGGCGCCCGUCUAGAGGGGCCAGAGAGGUAUGGAAUGCUUUUUAUUCCUCCGACGUUUCCUCUGGAUCUCUAUCACUCUGCCUUCAGAGACACUAUAGGUCACAGGUCAACAUAGCGGAGAGAGAAAGAUGCCUUAAUGGUCCCAUGCCUUUUAGCAGGCCAAUGUGCUGUGCACCUGGGAUGGAGAGAGGAAGAAAGAUGGCAAGGGAAGCAGGGGGAGGGGAAAAAAAGAGGGAUUGUGAAAGAACUGGGAAAGGUGGUGGCCAGGCAGGGCUAAAGAGCUCAUGGUGUGUUUGCUUCUGUUACGGAGAACCAAUAUUUUCUCUCCACACUAAAAAGCAGUAAAACUGAACUCAUUCCAACAGUAAUUAUUUGACGUCAAAUAACUUGUGUCCACAGCACAAUCAAUUCAGUAGGGAAUGUUUUCUCUUCUCAUGUCCCCAUUUUAGAUACGGAUUACAAUGAUCUAGGUACACCAUUAAUGUCUGAGAAUAUGAAUUAGUGGGUUAGUGGUUAGCAUGAACAAGUACCUAUUCCACAGUGUCUCUUGGUCAGCACAGGGGAGGUGUCUGUGUUAUUUCACACAGAACGCUGAUUCAAUUAAUUCAGCUUUAUAUUCUCAUAAAGUGGCCAAACCUUGACACUGCUAUUUUGAUGACAUUCAAUGAAGUGUUUGGUUUGAAUUGGGUUUUUUUGUUAGAUAUUUACUCCCUAAUUUGACACUGUAGCAGUCAGAUUUAGUCUAACAGAUACCUCAACUUUUUCCAGCCUUCAGGUAUUUCCUGGAGAGGGAUAUAUGUAGUGAGCACAUGUCCAAGGGGUUGAGCCUGUCGUCCUCCAUUUUGGGGCUGAUAUCAGUAAAUGAUCCUUGUCUGUUGAAUGGAGAAGAGGAGUCAUGGGUUUCAAAUUAUACUUUUUUUUUUUUUUUUUUUUUUUUGUAAGCGCUCGGUAGUCAUUUCCAUUGAAAAAGUUGAGUUUUUAUUUUGUAGAUUUUAUUUGAGAAUGGUUUAAGGUUAUUUUGCCCAUUUUAUAUCCACUUCCCCCUGUGUGAGUUGUUGAGAACGAUUAUCUUAAAAUGCAUAAAAUAAGUCCCCGAUCUGGUCCAGGGUGUUACGUGUGGGGCUUGUUGAUGCUGAGUUUCAGCCACACACAACGCCUUGGACCAGAGUUACAUAAAUCCUAACUUCCCACUCUGAGCUGAAGAACUGGACCCUGAAAGAAAGUUGUAUGAUGCUGUAGACCUGGAUUUUAAUUUAAUAUCAGAAAUACCAGUAAAACAAUAAACAAUUCCUAUCAAUGAAA
Molecule: messenger RNA, 4537 nt
Organism: Oncorhynchus tshawytscha (Chinook salmon)
Lineage: Eukaryota; Metazoa; Chordata; Actinopteri; Salmoniformes; Salmonidae
Product: nuclear protein localization protein 4 homolog
Exons: 17
Coding region: 351-2225 (624 amino acids)
Biological process (GO): ubiquitin-dependent protein catabolic process
Cellular component (GO): nucleus
Molecular function (GO): ubiquitin protein ligase binding; ubiquitin binding
Source: RefSeq, a predicted model, not a curated record